CGCGAGUCUUAUGGUGGUAAGGGUACAAGAAAAGCAGCUAGCGAGAGGAUUACAGUCAUUUUUUAAAAGCGUGGCCAGAUUUUUACCCAAAAAAUAUGCCGGUGUUUUUUCAUGUCAUACCACAGAGUCGUUACUCAGACUUUUGACUGACUCUUGGCAAAGCUGACUGACACCCACUUCCUGUUGUAUUGGUUGAGAACUAGUCAUGGUGGUGAAGAAGAAAGCUCCCAAAGUGGAGGCUGUGGCCUUCGAUGGUGCCAAGCUGGAGAGCCUGAGGGCUUCCCUGUCUGUAGAUGGAGACAGUGGCUCCAGGCAGCUUGCCCAGACGCUGAAGGACUGUUUGGCCUCCACUGAUCCGGUUCAACAGAUCCAGCUGGUAUCCGAGGCAGGUUCCAUGCUGGAGCGUUUCGAGGGUCAGAAUGAGUCGGCUCCAGAUGCCUUACUCUUGGCUUGCCUGAACACUAUGGGAGACAUAUACAUCACACUGCAGGCUAAAAACCCACUGAAGAGGGCCAUUGCCAGUGCUCUGAGUAAUGUUCCAGACUGGCUGCAGGAGAAGGCUGUGUGCAUUCUGUCUGCAUGUUUGUCUGCUUCCCUGUCCUCUUUGGGCUCUGAGCAUUACUCUCAUCUCAUAGACUGCAUCACAUCCUGUCUGGAUGCUUUCCCCAUUGGAGAGAGCUGUAUUCAUCACCUGCUAACAGAAGUUCUCCAGUUCUUCAAGAAGGCUGUGAGUGAAUAUUUAGAGCUUAGCAGAGGUUUAGUUGGUCGGCAUGUAGCCCAGGCACAGCUUAUGCAGUCAUGUCUGGCCGUGAUCAAAGCCUCUAUGCUGGUGGUUCAGAGAUCUCAGGAUGUCAUCAGUGCCGCUUUCCUGGAAACUGCAAUGACCAGCACUCUACAGGAAGCAUUCAGUGGACUUCUACAGUGUUAUACACUCAUCCUUACUGAUGAGGAGUUCAUACAGACAGUGCAGAGCACAGCUGGAAUGGCUGUAGUAUUGCUCAUAAGAUCCGUGAUGGGAAAUGGAGAUGAUACGGCCGACACUGUGGCAAGUCUAUUGAAGUCCUCAGAACAGGAAGGAAGCAGUGCACCCCAGUGGCUGAUGAAGAGCUAUGCAGGCCUGUAUGUGAGCAGCAGGCCAGCAGCAGUGGCUCUGUAUUUGAGCCAUGGAGCCCUGGCCAUGCUUAACUGGAGAGGAAGGGCACUAGGGUCACAGGCUGAGAAACUACUGCUCCUCAUACCUGAUGUAAUUCUGUCUCUGGAUACAAGGGUAAAAGAGUCCAGUACUGCUAUGGUGGUGGCUCGUGUCCUAACCCUGUGGAGCAGCGCUGCUGUGGACUGUCUACGGACUGACUGCCCUCCACCUCUCCUCCAUCUGUCCCUCCAUGGCAGCUUUCCACUUCCUUCGCGCCUCCUUCACCACAUCUACACACACUGGGAACAUCCACUGGAUGGCGUCCGCCACCAGACCCGCACCCUCUUCUGUAACCUACUGUUGCUCCAUCAGCACUGUAGCGAUCAUGCUGACCCGACCAGCGACCCUUAUGUGACUGAGCUAGCUCAGAGCCUGCUGGUUUUGGAGUGGCAUGUGAAGGGAAAGUACAGUGCGCUGGCUUGUCUGACUGACCACUUAGGAGCCGAAUACCUACUCAAGCUUGAUGCCACUUUGCCAUCCAGGCUUUUAGGCCUUAUGGGGGAUCAGACACUAGCGCCAUAUGCUAGUGAGCUGCUAGAGAGACUCUUUGUUAGUCAUAAGACUCAGCUGUGUGACCGGCAAGGGGAUGGGCAUGGCUGGAUAGAUGACUGGCACAGGACCUGGGUAAUGCCUCUCCUAGAGGUGUUUUGCACAGCCAGGCUCGAUCAGACCACAUACAUUCUAGACUACUUCCUGCCAAAACUGUUGCGUUGCAGCCCUGCUAGUUUAGGACACAUGGUGCAGGUGCUGCAGGAGAUGCCAUCUUGUUUAGAAGGCUCUACGGGUAGCAGAGGAGCGCUGGGUGCUCUGAUGACGUGUCUGCGUGCAGCCAGGUCUCAAGGGGUGCUCAUGCCUGCAGGUGAACAACUGUGGGGGGGCCUGGUGCCACUCCAGCUACUGCAGCAGGCUCUGGUGCACAAGCAUGACCAGGUGCGCAUGGAUGCUCUUGGGUUGGUGUGUGAGAGCCAUCGCAGCACAGAAACCCUUUCCACAGAAGAAAUGGAACUGAUCCGGCACUUCCUGCUCAGCAACCUGAACAGCCAGUCCCCUGGAGUCAGACAGCAGACGGUCAGCCUGCUCAAAAAGUUGCUGUGUAGGGUGAAAGACAGCGCUCAGUCCUUUCGGAGGAGACUCGCCCAGGAGAGAGACCAGCAACAAAGGGAGAGAGACCAGUUAGUCCUCAACACGUAUAAGGAGUUCCUUUGCUGGUUCUGUGAGAGACUGUUCCAGGUGCUGCAGCCUGGAGCCUCUUUCUCCAGUUGUCUGCUGACUCUGCAGUUGCUUGGACUCGUGGCUGAUCACUUUUCUUUCAGCAUGGACUCUGAGGGCUUUGCUCUGGGAGAGUGUGUGACUGUUCCGCAUGCUCAGGCUGUUCUCUACUGCUUGGCCAGCAACUUCCUGGAGGUGAAACAGCUGGCCUGCACCCUGCUGCAGAAACUGCCUCCUGCAACAGUGGGCUUACAGGAGCCGGAGAGGCUGCGGUCAGUCCUUCAAGCUGCUCUGGACCUCAGCACCAGCACCAAGCCUUUCGACAGUGUCACGGCUGCCCACCUGCUCAAUCUACUUCUGCACCAAGAGGGUCUCCAGCAGGCCCUGCUUCACUGUGCCCAAGAACAAAGCAUCACUUUACAGCUCCCAGCACAAAUCCAGCCACAGGCUUCUGAGGUCACUGUCCUGGAGAAGAAUAGACUGGCAGUGAUCCUGUUCCUGAUGGCGUGUCUGAAGGCUGAGGUUGCAUUGGCUGAGAUGUCUCUACUGCAGGCUGCUGCCUCCUGUCCUUUAUAUGGGAGAGCCCACUGUAUUACUGCAGCCCUGCAGCAGCUUAGUACUGGGUCUCUCCAGCUGCUAGCUGAAUGGAGGAAUGUAGUGACGGACCUCAUUGCGCUGUGCUAUAGGAUGUCUGAUGUGGUGUCACCAGUUGUCCAGAGCUCCUCCCCAGAGGGUCUUAUACCCAUGGAUACGGAUUCUGAAACAUCUGCUGGCCUUCAGCGGAUCCUCCGCGAGAUCCAGCCUCGUGACACCAAUGACUUCUUCACCAGUGCCCGAGAACUGGAUGCAACCUCUGAGGAGCAGAAACUCACCUUUCAGACCAAUAGCACUGGGCUGGGUGGUGAGGCCUAUCGGGUCACUGCUCAGAUGGUGCUGGUCUGCUGCUGGAGGAGUAUGAAAGAAGUGUCCAUGCUCCUGGGGGAGCUGUGUCAGAGCAUGCCUCUACACACACCAGCCCACAUAGGUCUCAUCACUGAGGAGCAGAUGGAAGGCGUAGGUCAGUACUUCCAGGAGCAGCUGCUUCAGUCACGGCACAGGGGGGCUUUUGAACUGGCCUACGUGGGCUUUGUGAGGCUGACAGACACGCUGUGCAGGAGCGGCAGUGCCACUCUGCAGCAGCUACCAGCUCAGUGGUUAAAGGAGGUUCUGGAGGAGGUUAAAUGCAGUGACCCUUCUUCUAAACUGUGUGCCACCCGCCGCAGCGCUGGAAUCCCCUUCUACAUCCAGGCUUUACUGUCCUCUGAGCCGAAGUCGUCCAGCUGUAGCCUGCUGAAGAUGACCAUGAGGGAGCUGACUGCCCUGGCCAUGCCAAGUCAUGAUGGCGCUACUGAGCACAGCACUGUCCCGCAGGUUCAUGCUCUGAACAUCCUGAGAGCUCUGUAUCGGGACACGCAUUUGGGGGAGAACAUCAUGCCCUUUGUGUCGGAGGGCAUGAAAGCUGCAGUGCUUGGCUUUACCUCUCCUAUUUGGGCUGUGAGGAAUUCCUCCACUCUCCUCUUCAGUACUCUGAUCACUCGGAUAUUUGGAGUGAAGAGAGGAAAGGAUGAGCAUUCCAAAAAGAACAGAAUGACAGGCCGGGAGUUCUUCACUCGUUUUCCUGCCCUCUAUCCUUUCCUCCUCAGCCAGCUGGAGGAAGCAGCAAGUUCAGUGGACAGUGACUCCGGACAGGUGAAGCUGCACCCCAGUCUGUUCCUGCUGCUGUUGGUGUUGGGGCGUCUCUACCCGUCACCGAUGGACGGAUCCUCCUCCCCUCUUGGACUGGCCCCAUUCAUGCCCUUUAUUAUUAGCUGUGCUCGUUCUGCUGUGUAUCGCACUCGGGAAAUGGCUGCUAGAGCUUUGGUUCCCUUUGUUCUGGUCACUCAAGUUCCUUCCACCACCCAGACCCUACUGGAGAGCCUGCCUCGAGAACCUGGGCCAGGAACUCAGCAGAACCACAUCCAUGGAACCCUGCUACAGGUGCUCUUCCUGCUGCGUUCUUACCUCACAGACACUCAUCGCCCCCAGACACCAAAAGGAGACCAAGACAGUGACAUCAUAGGAGCCCUCAGGCCAAGACUGUGGCUGGGCACAAGACGGAACCCCUGUUUGGUGACUAGAGGGACAAUGGUGGACCUGCUGGCUGAUAUGUGUACCUUUCUCUGUGCUCCUGCUGAAGAUUCCCAAGUGACGACACUGCGGAAAGAAACCCUAGCCAUUCUUCUGGACUCUGAGCUAGUGGCCCCUCGUGGCCUUGAGGAAGAGCUGCUUUCAGGCCCCGGGGCCACACAGUAUCUACAGAGCCUGGCUCGCUUAGCAACCAUUGUCGCCAUGGAGUCAGCUGGUGUGUGGGGGACUCAGGAGGCAGACAGGAUGCAAAAGGACCUCUUGCAGCGCCUACUGCAGUGCCCUCAUUAUGAAGUAAGGCAGCUGGCUCUGGAGAAGCUGUUGGAGAGAUUUGAGAAAGACCGGGAGAAAAGGCAAUGUAGUGACCUUCAGUCUGUACCCUUUGACCUUAAUGUGACCACUUUGACCCAUCUGGCAUUACAUGAGCCUCACCCCACGUGCCUGGCCAAGGUUCUGCAAGUUCUCUCAGUCCUGCCCCUGUCCUCUCUCUUGCCAUGGUGGGAUGGGAGUAUGUCUCUGAAUGACGAGGAAGCCCUAGAACACCUCCUUUCUGUGGCUGAGAAAUCCUCACACAGCUUGGAGCUGCACUGUGCUGCCCUCUCCUUGGCCUCUCGACUUAUGGUACACCUAGCUGAAAAGAAGCCGCAGGAGGAGCUGGGUGAGGGUGCAGAGGUGCAUGUGGCCGUCUGGGGAGCGAUGGUGACAAAGUGCUGUAGUGAGGAACAGCCAUUGGAGGUCAAACUGACCGCUGCCGAUGUGCUAGUCAAGGCCACGCCCAUUCUGCUGACCGCUUUGACUCUUCCUCUGGGUGUCAAACACACCCUGUUGCUGUGGCAGAAUCUCUUUACCUUGCUGCAGGAUGAAGACCUGGAUGUGCGAGACAGAGCUGCUGAUUUCAUCUGUUAUGUGCCAAAACACCUUCUCACAACAGGUGUCGUCAGAGGACCUGUUUCUCCCCCUGUUGCUCUAGAGAUGGGUGUGGGCCUUUUGUGCCAGCUGUUCCAGGUGUGGGGCCAGGUGGCUGUGGGCAUGAUAACCUUGACUGAGUGGCUGUUGGGAGAUGAUAAGGCAGAGCUGGGCAGUGAAGAGACACUUGACUUGGAUGAAGAGUUCCUUUUUGAGAAGGGAGACCUGAACCUAUGGGUGGAGCCUCUGCAGUGGGCGCGGCUAUUGCACACACACCUGUGUGCCCUCUCCACAGUGCCAAGCGCACCUGCUAUCUGUCCAGCAGAACUGGCCCGCCUGUCCACCAUAGUAGACGCCAACACACAGUCAGCUGAACGGGCGCUUACCGCCCUCCCUGCACUGCCCCAGUUCUCCGCCACUAUAGAGCAUGCUAAACUAACUGUGCUGAAAGAACGAGCCACGUUAGCUCAGAACGUGCUCACUGCAUUGAAUCGAAUGGACUGUAGCUAAUGGGCUUUCACCCCCCUCUCUGUCAUAGUUAACAAAUUCUAGUAACUGAAAUAAAAGACAAUUUCUUGAAAUAAAAAUGGAAAGAACAGUCAGGGCAUUUUAGAGGAGCUCACAGGGACACAAGGACCUUUUGACCAGUGACCGCAUUACCGGUUUAAUGUUCCGGCCAAGAGCAGCUGAUGUCACGCAAAUCCAUUUUCUCUGUGACUGUGUACAAAUAUUAUGAUUAUUUUAUAAUUUCCUCCCUGUCUUUGAAGGAGUUUUAUUUCUUCAAGACCAGCCCGGAUCAGGACUGUAAACAUUGUUUUAGCAUAUUAUGAAUUCAUUUAAAAUGUGUGGUGGAUUGCGUGCUUUGUUAAAAAGUGGAAUUAUGUGCAGGCAUGAUGCCACACACUGUUUUUCAUCAAAAUAAAAAGACUGGUUUUAUUACAUUCA
Messenger RNA from Pygocentrus nattereri (red-bellied piranha), 6415 nucleotides. It is a transcript of the gene thada, whose product is annotated as THADA armadillo repeat containing. The record is from RefSeq and is a predicted model, not a curated record. Gene Ontology annotation, cellular component: cytosol. The transcript has 38 exons. Gene Ontology annotation, biological process: tRNA methylation. The coding region runs from base 206 to 5980 and encodes 1924 amino acids. Lineage: Eukaryota; Metazoa; Chordata; Actinopteri; Characiformes; Serrasalmidae.